AUGGAGUCGGAUCAGUGUUCCGACCAAGACGUUAAUACUAUUUUGCAUUACGGCACCGGCGGUGGUGGUAGUUUGGAUGUGAAACCCAUGAGAAUGGUGGUUAGUCCUAGUUCCGGUCCCCGUCACACCAUUGACAAUAUAUUAGGAUUAGUGAGGAAGUCGGAACAGGAGAGUGAUUCGGAAACGAUCAGGGCGCACUCGCCGGGUAUUAUGGAGGGCAUCGGUGGUGGCGGAAGUUGCAAUUCGAACGACGGAAUGUCGGAAUCCCGAUACGGCGGGAAAGUGCGAUCCGGAGGAAGCGGAUCCGAAGAUGAAGGCGGAACGAAUGCCGGCUCGGGCCUCGGAGAUGGUGCCGACGGAUGUAAGAAAAAACACCGAAGAAAUAGAACGACGUUCACCACUUAUCAACUCCACGAACUUGAGCGGGCGUUCGAAAAGAGCCAUUAUCCUGACGUAUACAGUCGCGAAGAAUUGGCCAUGAAGGUUAACUUGCCGGAAGUCAGAGUGCAGGUGUGGUUCCAAAAUCGACGAGCAAAAUGGCGUCGGCAGGAGAAAAUGGAGGCUGCUCGCUUAGGUCUGAGCGAUUACCAUGCGGCAGCAGCCACACUUUCUCGGGCGGCGGGCACCAGUCUAGCGAUUCCCAUGGACCCGUGGCUAUCACCGCCACUGCUCUCGGCUUUGCCCGGUUUCCUUAGUCACCCGCAGACGGGAUACCCCAGCUACUUAACGUCGCCGGUGCCGAAUGAACAACCAACGCUCAGAGCACCCCCUCUGGCGCAUUCUCAUUCUCCUCCAAGCUCAGCGUCCCCGCCGGACCACCUCAGAACGACCUCGAUAGCCGCGCUACGGCUCAAAGCCAAGGAACACGUCGAGAACAUAUCCAAAGGCCUCCAAAUGGUUUAGAGUUCGUUUUCGGCUUACGCGACAAUCCUGUACAUA
Molecule: messenger RNA, 939 nt
Organism: Cylas formicarius (sweet potato weevil)
Lineage: Eukaryota; Metazoa; Arthropoda; Insecta; Coleoptera; Brentidae
Product: retinal homeobox protein Rx1-like
Exons: 3
Coding region: 1-903 (300 amino acids)
Biological process (GO): regulation of transcription by RNA polymerase II
Molecular function (GO): DNA-binding transcription factor activity, RNA polymerase II-specific; RNA polymerase II transcription regulatory region sequence-specific DNA binding
Source: RefSeq, a predicted model, not a curated record